AUGAGUCUGUUUGGAGGCGGCCGGGCGCAGUCGGCAGCUCAGAUGUCGGCAGAGAAAAUGGAGGCAGCCGUCACCGAGAUCGAGAUGGUGGCCGACAUCUUCAACAGGAUAGUGUCCAGCUGCCACGGCAAGUGCAUCGGCACUCGCUACAAUGACUCACAGCUCAACAAGGCAGAGGGCGUCUGCAUUGACCGAUGCGUGGCAAAGUUCUUCGCCGUCAAUGAAGCGGUCGGCAAGCGGAUGCAGCAGGCUCAAGGGCAGCAGCAAGCCGCGGGGAGUAGCACCACCAACAUGUUUGGCUUCUAG
This is a messenger RNA of Mixia osmundae IAM 14324, 306 nucleotides long. RefSeq lists its product as uncharacterized. Gene Ontology annotation, cellular component: mitochondrial inner membrane. Gene Ontology annotation, biological process: protein insertion into mitochondrial inner membrane. The record is from RefSeq and is a predicted model, not a curated record. Lineage: Eukaryota; Fungi; Basidiomycota; Mixiomycetes; Mixiales; Mixiaceae. The transcript has 3 exons. The coding region runs from base 1 to 306 and encodes 101 amino acids.